GGAUUGGAACACCUGAAUCACAUGAUUGGGAGGGGAUUGGAACACCUGAAUCACAUGAUAUGGAGGAGAUUGGAACACCUGAAUCACAUGAUAUGGAGGGGAUUGGAACACCUGAAUCACAUGAUUGGGAGGGGAUUGGAACACCUGAAUCACAUGAUUGGGAGGGGAUUGGAACAGCAGAAUCACAUGAUUGGGAGGGGAUUGGAACACCUGAAUCACAUGAUUGGGAGGGGAUUGGAACACCUGAAUCACAUGAUACGGAGGGAUUGGAACGCCUGAAUCACAUGAUAUGGAGGGGAUUGGAACACCUGAAUCACAUGAUAUGGAGGGGAUUGGAACAUCUGAAUCACAUGAUUGGGAGGGGAUUGGAACACCUGAAUCACAUGAUUGGGAGGGGAUGGGAACACCUGAAUCACAUGAUAUGGGGG
This is a messenger RNA of Staurois parvus, 428 nucleotides long. NCBI's taxonomy places the organism in Eukaryota, Metazoa, Chordata, Amphibia, Anura, Ranidae. The record is from the annotation of a GenBank genome assembly.